Acaulospora morrowiae is the source of this 147-nucleotide messenger RNA. The record is from the annotation of a GenBank genome assembly. NCBI's taxonomy places the organism in Eukaryota, Fungi, Glomeromycota, Glomeromycetes, Diversisporales, Acaulosporaceae.
CAGAGUACAGAAAUGCUGCCGUUAUUAGUGACAACUCUUUCAGACUACUUUAAUAACCACGUUGCCGGAGAACGUUGGCAGCGUUCAGGAAUGCUGCCGUUAUUAGUUACAAGUUUAUCUGAGUGUCCUGAUGAUGUGUUGCCGGAG